Messenger RNA from Penicillium pulvis, 1200 nucleotides. Its product is annotated as putative endo-1,4-beta-xylanase. The record is from RefSeq and is a predicted model, not a curated record. The transcript has 5 exons. Gene Ontology annotation, cellular component: extracellular region. Gene Ontology annotation, biological process: carbohydrate metabolic process. Bases 1 to 1200 code for a protein of 399 amino acids. Lineage: Eukaryota; Fungi; Ascomycota; Eurotiomycetes; Eurotiales; Aspergillaceae. Gene Ontology annotation, molecular function: hydrolase activity, hydrolyzing O-glycosyl compounds; cellulose binding.
AUGCUUUAUCUAUCUAUUAAGUCUCUGGCAUUAGCAGCCAGUAUCCUGCCACAACUUGCCCAAUCAGCCGGUCUAGAUACUGCUGCUGUUGCUCUCGGAAAACUAUACUUUGGAACCGCGACCGACAAUCCAGAGUUAACAGACACUGCUUAUGAGACACAACUUAAUAAUACAGAUGACUUUGGUCAGAUCACGCCUGGAAACUCUCAAAAGUGGGACGCAACCGAGCCAACGCAGAAUACCUUCACUUUCACCAAAGGAGAUGUGAUUGCCGAUCUGGCGGAGGCUAAUGGCCAAAAACUGAGAUGCCAUAAUCUUGUGUGGUAUGAGCAGUUACCAAGUUGGGUGACGAGCGGUACUUGGACCAAUGCGACCCUGCUCGCUGCUAUGAAAAACCAUAUCACAAACGUAGUUACUCACUACAAGGGUCAAUGCUAUGCAUGGGACGUUGUGAAUGAAGGUCUCAACGAUGACGGGACUUACCGUGACAACUUGUUCUACCAAUACAUAGGCGAAGCCUACAUCCCUAUCGCAUUCGCAACUGCUGCUGCUGCUGACCCAGACGUCAAACUCUACUAUAACGACUACAACAUCGAGUAUGCGGGCAGCAAAGCCACAGCAGCGCAGAACAUCGUCAAGUUGGUCCAAUCUUAUGGCGCCAAGAUCGAUGGUGUAGGUCUGCAAGCUCAUUUCAUCGUGGGCAGCACACCUAGCGAGAGUAGCCAGGCAAGCAACAUGGCAGCAUUCACUGCUCUGGGCGUCGAAGUCGCAAUUACGGAGCUGGAUAUCCGGAUGACUCUCCCCGAGACAGAUGCAUUGCUCGCCCAGCAGAAAACUGAUUACUCCAACACCGUUGCGGCCUGUGUGGCUACUAGUGGAUGUGUUGGUAUUACGAUUUGGGAUUGGACGGAUAAAUACUCCUGGGUACCUGACACCUUCUCCGGACAAGGUGCUGCUUGUCCGUGGGAUGAGGAUUUUGUCAAGAAGCCUGCAUAUACGGGAAUUUUGACUGCGUUGUGUGGGACUGCGACCGAAACUGCUACUUACACAGUGAGUAGUACUACUACAAGUUCGAGUUCAAGUGCGACUGGUGUGCAGGCGUAUGGGCAAUGUGGCGGUGAGAAUUGGACUGGGGGAACGAUUUGUGUUAGUGGGUAUACGUGUACGUUUUAUAAUGAUUGGUACUCGCAGUGCGUCUAA